AUGCAUCUCGAGAAGCUGCAUACUGUUCCACGGGAUCCUCUCUCCGAGCAGGAGAAUUUCACAGACGCGGCCACCCACACCAGCAGCGCCCGAAUUAUAAGACAUCGGGACACCGGAAAGAGAAACACUGCCCUGUGGUUGGUGGGGCGGAGGAGCCAGACGGGAGUGCCAGUGUGCUGGGAAAGACCGGUGCCGGAUAUCUCAGAAAAGCCAGGAUACUUGGGGCGAUUCACGGUCGAAACCCGCGUCGAAGAAGUGGGACUGGGCCGGGAGAACGGGUAUCAGAUGCAGCCGGGGGGGUAG
This is a messenger RNA of Penicillium chermesinum, 303 nucleotides long. RefSeq lists its product as uncharacterized. Bases 1 to 303 code for a protein of 100 amino acids. NCBI's taxonomy places the organism in Eukaryota, Fungi, Ascomycota, Eurotiomycetes, Eurotiales, Aspergillaceae. The record is from RefSeq and is a predicted model, not a curated record. The transcript has a single exon.